AUGCCCAGUGUGGUCUGCUCUAAGAGACAGCUGUCAUCCAUAUGUCCUUUGCUGAUCAUGCAAAGCCUGAACGUGAAUCUCUUUCCCUGCUGUAGUCAUGGCUUCUUGGCCCCCACUUCAGUGUUCCUGAGGGUCACCCUAGGAAGCCAGUUGCCCCAUUUCUUUCCUUCAUUCUUGUCAAACCCAGACACUCCAAGUCCCUUUCAGAGUCCUUGCAGAGCUGGAGGUGGGGGCUGCAGCUGUGGUGAGGAGUGCAGUGCCUGUCUGAAUGAGGAAAUGAGAGCAGCUGCUGCCUCUUGGAGGGCUCCAGGCACAGAAUUCCAACAGUUUGGAUCUGCUAGAGAGGGAGAGAUAAACUGUCAUCAAGUAGAUUGUCCAGACAAAGGGUUGCAUUUAGCAGCUGUUUCUGAAAAGGUGGACCCUGGAAAAGGCAUUUUCAGUAGAUAUAAAAUAGUGGACCAAUCAAGUUCUUUUUGUUAUUUCAAUAUGCUGCUUCAAACAUCCAUUGUUUCUGGUAACGGCAAUAUACCAAAGCCAGCAGCAGGUGAAUGCACUAAUUUUGUUACUGGUAUAACAAAAUGUGUAUACUUCCUCAAACCUUCAAAGUAUUUUUCUACACCUCUGGAUUCCAAUAGUUUUCCUAGGGGAGUUACUGUGAGAGUCUACUUCAGCAAAAAAGGUUGUCGUCAACUAGACACUGUGUUUGCCUUGCCAGGAGUCAUAAUACAUACACCACCAAAGUUGGAUCUAAAGGAAGUAAAGCGCAGGUACCAUGAGUGUCUGGCUGGUCUGCCCCGAAAAUGUCAAAUUCAAAUCACUGUACCAUCAAGGACAAGUGACUCUUCUUUUUUCCAGAAUUUGUUUCCGGAUGACUUAGAUGAAGAAAGUGUGAUUUUAACAUUUGUCCCAGUUACAGAGGAGCCUGGUGAAGAAGUUAUACAAUCCAGUGUUCCAACAGCAGACAAUCUCAACCUAGAGACACCGAAGAAUAACAAAGAUCUUCCACAAACAAAUGACAUGAACAAUUCCUCGAGAACUCGUUGGAAAAAGCCCGUGGGUCCAUUGCCUGCUGUCUUGCCUCCUAUUACUGAGGUGUCUCGUGAUGCCUUGCGUAACUGGUGCCAACAAUUUAACCUGAGUACAGACGGCCAGAAAAUAGAAGUGUAUUUGAGGCUCCUGAAGCGUAGAUAUCCCGAACAACAAAAUUAUAUUCCCAAAACAUCAAAGGAGGCCAGAAUGAUGCCAUAUUCCAAGAACAACUAUAAGAGGGAAAGAAGUCGGCAGAAAAGAAGUAGUAUAAGUGAAAAGGCCAAUACACGCAGGGACACUGUUGGAAAUGAGUCUGGCCUAGAAUUGAAAGGUAAUAUAGUAGAAGUAGUAACUUCUGCCCAAGCAUCUAUGUUGGCAUCUUGGGCACGAAUUGCUGCAGAAACUCCUGAAGCCAAGACAGUGAAGUUUUGUCCUACUGAGUCAACCAUAGAGACAUUUUUGCUGCCGGCCCCUGGUGUCAGGUGGUGCGUAGUCCAUGGCAGACUUCUCCCAGCAAAUGGGAAGGGAUGGGUGCGCCUGCAGUUUUGUGCAGGUCAGACCUGGGUCCCCAACUCUCGCAAGACAAUGAUUUCUCUCUUCCUGUUACCAGCCUGUUUAUUCCCAACCCCAGGACUAGAAGAUAAUAUGUUAUGUCCUGAAUGUGUCAAAAGGAAUAAGAAGAUGCUGAAAACAAUUAAUUGCAAUAGGAGAUAAAAGAAAAAGGCAUACUUUGGGAGACUACCAUCCAUCUCAAAUAUACUACCUUCAAGAUGUUAAUUUAUUUUGG
Molecule: messenger RNA, 1816 nt
Organism: Dipodomys ordii (Ord's kangaroo rat)
Lineage: Eukaryota; Metazoa; Chordata; Mammalia; Rodentia; Heteromyidae
Exons: 5
Coding region: 1-1743 (580 amino acids)
Biological process (GO): system development
Cellular component (GO): nucleus
Molecular function (GO): chromatin binding
Source: RefSeq, a predicted model, not a curated record